Fulvia fulva is the source of this 1848-nucleotide messenger RNA. Its product is annotated as High-affinity nicotinic acid transporter. The transcript has a single exon. The record is from RefSeq and is a predicted model, not a curated record. Bases 1 to 1848 code for a protein of 615 amino acids. Gene Ontology annotation, biological process: transmembrane transport. Gene Ontology annotation, molecular function: transmembrane transporter activity. Gene Ontology annotation, cellular component: membrane. Lineage: Eukaryota; Fungi; Ascomycota; Dothideomycetes; Mycosphaerellales; Mycosphaerellaceae.
AUGAACACCUCUCGCCGAUUUCAGCAGCGACAUGAUGAGGAGCAGCAGACAUUGAUCGGAGGAGAACGAAAUGCCACACAACCCGCGAACGACGACAGCACCCUCCUCAACCGCCGCACCGUCCGCAAACUCGACACCAUCCUCCUCCCCUUCCUCGCCCUCCUCUUCCUCCUCAACAGCCUCGACAAAUCCAACAUCGGCAACGCCGAAACCGCCGGCUUCACCCACGACACAGGCCUCUCCCGCAACGAUGUCAACACCUCCAUGGCCGUCUUCUUCUUCGUCUUCGUGCUACUCCAGCCCCUCGGCGCCGCUUUAGGCCGCAAAUUCGGGAUGCGAAGAUAUGUGCCCAUCUGCAUGAGCAUCUGGGGCCUGACGACAAUUCUGCAUGUCUUUGUGAGUGAGCGGUGGCAUUUGAUUGUGUUGCGGGUCAUGCUGGCGGUGCUGGAGGCGGGGUUUUAUCCUACGACUGUGAGCUAUAUGAGUUUGUUUUAUACGAAGUAUGAGUUUGCGUUUAGGUUGGGGUUCUUUUAUGGGAUGAGUGCGGUGUCGGGGAUGUUGGGGGGUGUGCUGAGUUGGGCGGUUUUCUCGCAUUUUGAGGGGCAUGGGGAUGGUGGUGGGAAUACGCCGGAGCUGCCGCCUACGAGGAGGCAUGAGGAUAGACCGGAGGGGUUGAAGAGCUGGGAGAUUUUGUUCUUGAUUGAGGGCUGUAUGACGAUGGCGGUGGCGUUGGUGGGAUUCUUUUGGUUGCCAAAGUCUGCGGAUACUGCGUGGUUCUUCACGAGAGAGGAGCGGGAUCAUGCAGAGCAGCGUAUGCUGGUUGAUACACUUGCCAUAAGUGAGCCGCAGAAGUCGAAUGAGGAUAGUCCUUCGAGUGCGAGCAGAUAUGGCGAGGAAGAUGACCGAGAGCGACCGAUGCCUGUCCAAGGAGAAGGCACGGGAGAUGGUGAUCACGAACGAUUGCUAGGUGGAAACAAUCUACAUGAAAUUCUACGAAGAACAGUUUCCGGUGUAUCUGGUCAUCCUAUAACAGAGGAUUCCGGUCUGACCAAGCAAGACAUCUUGUCCGCUAUCUUCAACUACAAGAUCUGGCACCUGCUAUUCGUCAACAUCCUAAGCGCCAUACCUGCGACCGCAUUCGGCGUACUCUUGCCAAUACUGGUCAAAGAGCUCUCUCCAUCUCUGAACCUAUCCCCAGCAGCAUCGAAUCUGCUGUCUGCACCACCCUUCGCGUUCGGUGCUGUCGCACUCUUCGUGUUCACCAUCUGGUCAGAUCGCAGCCGGAAGCGGUUGACACCAGUUCUGUGGGGCCUCGCUCUGCUUCUCAUCGGGUUGAUGAUGACCAUACUAUCGCCGUUGAGCAACUACUGGCUACGCUACUUCUCGCUUUGUGUGCUACUCUCUGGCUCAUACAUAGCCUCGCCGCUCACUGUGGCCUGGCUGACAAACAACACACCGGAGCCUGGGAAGCGCGCAAUUCUACUCGGCAUCAACGGCUGGGGCAAUCUGGCAGGCUGCUUUAUGUCAGUGCUCUUCACGCCGGAAGGCGAGGAGACUGGAUACUUCAGAUCAUUCCUAAUCCUGCUGAUCUGCGUCCUGAUCUCGUUUGCCGGCUUUGUCCUGUUCCGCGCCAUCCUGAUCAGGGAGAAUCGGUACCGAGACAAUGUCCUGCGCAGCUGGAGCGACGAGGAGAAAGAGCGUGAAGAGCUGGUGGGAGACAUUCCUGCACCUGACAAUUUUGGCCAACGUCUGGCGCGAAAGUUGGGCUUGUUGGCGCUUGCGAAGAGAGCUGGAUCGGACGAGGCGAGGAAAGGAGAUGAGAAGCUGACUUAUAGAUAUAGCCUAUGA